AUGAACAUAGGAUCCUAUGCCCAAUUUGUCAUUGAAAUGAAGCAAUUGAAAGGUUAUCAAGAUAUUUGUUCGGUUUUAUUGGCUACUGGGGGUGGCCACUUGGUUUAUCUGGAAAUCGGUGAUGGGAUAUUGACAGAAUUAAAACAUGCACAGUUGGAGUAUGAUAUCUCAUGCCUCGACAUCAAUCCAAUUGGUGACAAUCCAAACUACAGUCACCUUGCUGCAGUUGGAAUGUGGACAGAUAUAAGUGUUCGGAUAUUCUCACUUCCUGACCUGAAUCUCAUCACGAAGGAGAAUCUCGGAGGGGAAAUAAUACCUCGCUCUGUUCUUCUCUGUUCCUUUGAAGGGAUAUCUUACUUGUUAUGUGCCCUUGGAGACGGUCAUCUCUUAAACUUUGUAUUGAGCCUGAGCUCGGGUGAGCUAACAGAUAGGAAAAAGGUGUCUCUUGGGACACAACCUAUAACACUGCGUACUUUCUCAUCAAAGAAUGCCACACACGUGUUUGCUGCUUCAGAUAGACCAACUGUCAUUUACAGCAGUAACAAGAAACUACUCUACAGCAAUGUAAAUCUGAAAGAAGUCAGUCAUAUGUGCCCUUUCAAUUCUGCUGCUUUUCCAGACAGCCUCGCAAUUGCCAAAGAAGGUGAGUUAACGAUUGGCACCAUUGAUGAUAUCCAGAAGCUUCACAUCCGUUCUAUACCACUAGGAGAGCAUGCACGUCGUAUCUGCCAUCAGGAGCAGUCCCGGACCUUUGCUCUGUGUAGUUUGAAGUAUAACCAGUCAAAUACAGAAGAGUCUGAAAUGCAUUUUGUCCGCUUGUUAGAUGAUCAAACUUUUGAAUUCAUAUCAACUUACCCACUCGACCAAUUUGAGUAUGGUUGUUCCAUACUUAGCUGCUCCUUUUCUGAUGAUACUAACGUGUAUUAUUGUGUUGGGACUGCUUAUGUUAUGCCAGAGGAGAACGAACCAACCAAGGGCCGAAUAUUGGUUUUUGUAGUCGAAGAUGGGAAGCUGCAGCUAAUUGCUGAGAAGGAAACUAAAGGGGCUGUUUACUCGCUAAAUGCCUUCAAUGGUAAACUGCUCGCUGCCAUCAACCAAAAGAUUCAGUUGUACAAGUGGAUGCUCCGUGAAGAUGGUUCCCGUGAGUUGCAGUCUGAAUGCGGCCAUCAUGGGCACAUACUUGCCCUUUAUGUACAGACGCGGGGAGAUUUCAUUGUUGUAGGUGAUCUGAUGAAAUCAAUUUCUCUGUUAAUUUACAAGCAUGAGGAGGGUGCAAUCGAGGAGCGAGCUCGUGACUACAAUGCAAAUUGGAUGUCAGCCGUGGAAAUUCUUGAUGAUGACAUUUACCUUGGUGCUGAGAAUAAUUUCAACCUCUUCACAGUCCGAAAAAAUAGUGAAGGUGCCACUGAUGAGGAGCGGGGCCGUCUUGAGGUGGUUGGUGAAUACCACCUUGGUGAAUUUGUCAACAGAUUCAGACAUGGUUCUCUUGUCAUGCGAUUGCCAGAUUCUGAUGUUGGCCAGAUUCCCACCGUCAUUUUUGGCACUGUCAAUGGUGUUAUCGGGGUCAUUGCCUCACUUCCUCACGAGCAGUACGCGUUCUUGGAGAAAUUGCAGACACAACUGAGGAAGGUGAUAAAGGGUGUUGGAGGAUUGAGUCACGAGCAGUGGAGGUCUUUCUACAAUGAGAAGAAAACCGUAGAUGCUAAAAAUUUCUUGGAUGGAGAUCUAAUCGAGUCGUUCCUUGAUCUUGGCCGGAAUCGAAUGGAAGAUAUUUCGAAGGCAAUGAGUGUUCCAGUUGAGGAGCUUAUGAAGAGAGUAGAAGAAUUGACAAGGUUGCAUUAA
Molecule: messenger RNA, 1842 nt
Organism: Ilex paraguariensis (yerba mate)
Lineage: Eukaryota; Viridiplantae; Streptophyta; Magnoliopsida; Aquifoliales; Aquifoliaceae
Source: the annotation of a GenBank genome assembly